Priapulus caudatus is the source of this 2326-nucleotide messenger RNA. RefSeq lists its product as uncharacterized. The record is from RefSeq and is a predicted model, not a curated record. The transcript is spliced from 2 exons. The coding region runs from base 16 to 1785 and encodes 589 amino acids. Lineage: Eukaryota; Metazoa; Priapulida; Priapulimorpha; Priapulimorphida; Priapulidae.
UAAGUGAUAACGAGCAUGAUGCUGUGGAUGGUAUGCUUUCCGGAACCAGCUGAAGCACACCUACUAGCUUCAUACGAGUCCUUUACUCCGCAGGUCAGCGACGAGUGUAUCCACGUGUUUUACCCUGAUAUCUGCGACAAGCAAGACGAGAUCGCUCAGCUGGCUGAGGACAUCGAGGCGCAGCAGAACUUGUUGAAUGCGAGUAAGACGAGGAUGGAAGCAGCACAGAACAAGCUGGGCGUGCUGGCGACGACUCUGACCGACCUCUACAAUAACAACUUCUUGGCGGCGCAGCUGUUCAACGGUAUAGUCGAGGAUGCGGACACGGUCAAGGCCAUCAAGCUGAAUCUUGAGUCAAUCGUGGGCGCAUCGAAGGCCGACGAGAUCAUGCUCGGCGCGUACGACAACGCACUCGCCAUUGCCGACUCGGCCGACACGCAGGUGGAAUCAUUCAAUAAGGAAGCGGGCGUCAACGUCGCCAUCCACGGUUCGCUGCUCGCGUUCACGUUCGUCAUCGUCCCACUGCUCAGCAAGGGCUACGGCAAGUGGAAGGCAAAAUACAGGCCCAUCAUCGAAAUCUCAAGUCGUCCUCGCUCCAACGCAAUCAGUCUGACGUCAUCGCAGGCACAACGACUGCGGUUUAAGGUCGGCGCCAUCGCUGCGGGUAAGGUGCUCUUCCGCGGAGUCCGGUUUCUGCUACCGCUCGCCGGCGCUGGUCUGCUGCUCGGGUUCAGCAUCAAGCAGGAGUCGGAUGUCCACAGCUACCUGGUCGAGUCGCUGAAGACGUUGAGGGAAGCCAAGUUUGAGCUGCUGGCAAAGAACAUCGACGCAACACACACGGAAGCAGAGCAGGCGGCGUCGCUUGUCGAAUUCAAUGAGAUUUUCGUUAACAUGACGGACACGUACGAGCUCGUCUCGCGUCCGGUGACAGACACGCUCUGCACGUCCUGCAUCGACUGCCCGGAGCUGUCGGCAACCUACUGCACGGAGAAAUGCGGCGGCGACGCGACUUGCGUGACGAAGUGCGAGGCAUCUCAGGCGCAGAAACUGUGCGCGUCGUGCAACGCCACGGCCGGACUGUACGUGUGCGACGCCGUCACGACCAAAGUCAGCGACAAACUCGAGCAGGAAAACAUGCACGUGUUGAAGAAGUUACAGGAGAACUUCCUGAAGCUGCUGACGGCGCAGAAGAACUCGCUCAAGUUCGUGCUCGGCUACAUGAAACUUCGCUCGGACGCUCUCAGUUACAUCGUCAAAGUAGCCACGCUCACACCGCCGAAGACACUCGCCGCCAUCGUACAGGACCUGCAGCGCAUCCCCAACUACCCGGACUACACGCGCACGCAGGUCAUCGAGUUCCUGCACGCUGCAAAGCCGACCUGGACGACGUUUGACGGCUGUAGUCUGACGACGGGCGCAUGCUGGGACACGAUCGUUGCCGACGGCGUCUCCAAGAGCCAAGCUCCGUCAGUCAUCCUUGUCGAGGUGAACAAGCUGGAUGCGACGAAGACGCUGAAUGAAGUGUUGGCGGCGAUCAAGGGGUUGCGUCCGACGCUAACGCAGUAUCAGUUCUGUCUGCUCGCGGCGCCAUUCACCUGCGCCGAGAGGAAGAUCAACGAGUGGAUCCACAGGACGAGACCACGCAGCGUCCCCUUCAUGGAGGAGUUGCUAUUUGAACUCGGCUUCUCUACGAUCACUGAGAGACAGGUGUUGACCUUCGUCGCCAAGCUGCUGCCUGGACAGACCACGUACAAGGGUUGCAGCCUCACCACGCUCACGUGCUGAGCACGUGAUCACGUACAAGGGUUGCAGCCUCACCACGCUCGCGUGCUGAGCACGUGAUCACGUACAAGGGUUGCAGCCUCACCACGCUCACGUGCUGAGCACGUAAUCACGUACAAGGGUUGCAGCCUCACCACGCUCACGUGCUGAGCACGUGAUCACGUACAAGGGUUGCAGUCUCACCACGCUCGCGUGCUGAGCGCGUGAUCACGUACAAGGGUUGCAGUCUCACCACGCUCGCGUGCUGAGCGCGUGAUGUGUGCAUGUGUGUGUGCGUGUUUGCGUGCAUGUGUGCGUGUGUGCGAGCGUGCAUGUGUGCGAGCGUGCAUGUGUGCGUGAUUGCGUGCGUGCGUGCAUGUGUGCGUGCAUGUGUGCGUGCAUGCGUGCGUGCGUGCGCGCGUGUGUGCUAGCAUGCGUGUGCAAUAUAUGCGCGUGUGUGUAUCUGCGUGUGUAUGUCGGUGUGGUGACGCGGGAACCAUGGUGCGGGAUUACAGAACUUACUCAAUCGAAUAUCUCUUCUUUCAAAUAAAAUUUAGCAAAAUCG